UCAAAGAGCUUACCGCUCACCUGGACGCAGGCCCGCGCAUCUCGAAGUAUCCAGGUGUUCGGAGACCCAAGAGCUUGUACGUGGAGCUGGAGUUUCAGGAUGGGACCCUCCUGAUGUGGGGCUAGGCUUCGGGAUUCUCAGUGGACAGUAUACUAUAAACUCUCACAGUCCUCUGGCUCAUCCGUCUCUGCCACAGCCUACCUGGGGUGGGCCUGAUUUGGAACAGAGAGAAUGUGGGGGCUUCCGGCUGCUCUAGGUGGGGGCACACUGAAGGAAGAGUGUUGAUGAGGGUGUCUAGGGUUCAGAGGUCAGAGAUCAGGCUUGCGAGAAGUUGGGGAGGGGGCGUCGAAAGUCGAAGGGGUCAGCGAGUGACAGCUCAGGCAGGAUACCUAUGGGUAAGGGGCUCGAGGAAGGAGAAAUGCAACUGGCCUGGCAGAGUUCUUAGGGUACGGACCGUAACCCCAAGCUCGGGAAGAAGCAGCAAGAGGAGGAGGACGAAUGUAGUCUCUCGAGAGCGAGGAGACUGAAGAGAGACCGGAGAAGAGAAAAGUAAUUCCCUGAAUAUCGAUUCCUUGCGUUCGGCCGUCACUGUUGGUCAAUUAGCUGGGCUAUCCUCAGUUGUGACCCUAGAUCUUGGCAGCCCGAGGACAUGGCUUCUCCCUCUAGACAGCCUCCACUCGGGGGGUCAGGGCUGCUGCAUGGGAGCCGUGCUCGUUCUUAUGGAAGCCUGGUGCAGUCAUCCUCCUCCCCAGUGAGGGAAAGACGCCUGGAGCAUCAAUUGGAACCUGGAGACACCCUGGCUGGACUAGCACUCAAAUAUGGGGUGACGAUGGAACAGAUUAAGCGUACAAACCGCCUUUACACUAAUGACUCCAUCUUCCUGAAGAAAACGCUCUACAUCCCCAUCCUGACAGAGCCCAGAGACCUGUUCAACGGUUUGGAUUCCGAGGAGGAUAAUGAUGGGGAGGAAGAGGUGCGCCCAAGUAAAGAUGAUGUCGCUACACGUUCAGUGAAGAGGAAGACUCAAGAGUCAGGUGCAGGCCGGGCCAAUGGCGCAGCGCUCCCACCUCACCAGGAAACCUCCACCCCCAGCCACGACCUUUCUGCCUCUGACUUUCUGAAGAAGCUUGACUCACAGAUCAGCCUGUCAAAGAAGGCUGCUGCCCAGAAGCUGAGGAAAGGGGGAAGUGGGGUACCCGAGGAGGAUGCAGGUCUCUACCCCAGCUCCCCUCGGAUGCAGCAGCGAGCAGUCCUGGGUCCUGUGCCACUGACCCGGACAUCUCGGACCCAGACACUGCGGGACCAGGAAGAUGAAAUCUUCAAGCUCUGAUGUUUCCAGAACUAAAGAGAGAAGCAGGAUGUCUGAAGGAACAGCUUGAGGGGGAGAGGAGUCUGAGGUGAGGCUCAAGAGCAGAGUGUCCCAGCCUGCCUCACUCCUCUCCAGCCAUCUUGCCCAGCCUCUGUGUCAAGAUUUCCCCAGCUGGGGACACUUUUCAGCAAGAGUAGGGAAUGGGCCAAAUCUAGAGUUGUCCUUUAGAUUCAAAGGCCCUUCUAUGCCCUUGCUGUCCCUUCCACCAUUCCCUGGCCUUAGAGCAGGGAAGCAGAGACCCCACCCCACCUCAGUGAUGUUACCUAAUUUAUUUGGUGCUAUACUGAAGUAAUAUUUAUUUGCUAUAUCUAACUCCUUCCUCCUCUUAACUGAAGAAAUGGGGUUUCCACAUCACUGAAGAGAGGGGGAAACCCAGAAUAGUGAGUGGGGGGUGGCUGCUAGCCAAGCAUGUUCCCUAGGCCUGGAGGUGAGCAAAACAUACCACAGAGAAUGGCAGGUCGCGCUGAGCCUUUCCCCGCUCUCAAGGUCAAUUACUGGGGCUUGGCUGAGCAAUACCUACAAAUCUACAGCUCUUGGCUCUGAGAAACAGCCGUGGAGUAGGGUACUGACUGAGCGCUCUCUGCCACCACCUCACCCUUCUUCCUAUUCCUCUGCUCCACCAUGGUGGGGCUAGGGGCUAGAAGAAGGUGCCUUGGGGGUCAGAGGAGGACAGUUGCAAAAGUGUCUUAGUCACACAUCCCCAGCCUGCCUAGGUCACUUGGUAUUUAUCGGUAAUCUGUAGCCCUGAUCUCAGUACAGUUUGUCUUUUGUUCUUUAAGCUGAAGAAGUAGGCAUGGCAGCUCAGUAGUGCUGGGAGUCUGCCUGCCUCCUGCUCAGGAAUGGGGAAAGGAGAGAUGUGUUGUGUCUAGACCUCUCCUCUGUGUCCGGCCUGCGUGUGGAGCUAGAGAGAUUAAACAGUGAACCCUG
Molecule: messenger RNA, 2296 nt
Organism: Meriones unguiculatus (Mongolian gerbil)
Lineage: Eukaryota; Metazoa; Chordata; Mammalia; Rodentia; Muridae
Gene: Lysmd1
Product: LysM domain containing 1
Exons: 3
Coding region: 650-1330 (226 amino acids)
Source: RefSeq, a predicted model, not a curated record